Molecule: messenger RNA, 1784 nt
Organism: Cavia porcellus (domestic guinea pig)
Lineage: Eukaryota; Metazoa; Chordata; Mammalia; Rodentia; Caviidae
Gene: Ruvbl2
Product: RuvB like AAA ATPase 2
Exons: 15
Coding region: 313-1701 (462 amino acids)
Biological process (GO): regulation of transcription by RNA polymerase II; chromatin remodeling; box C/D snoRNP assembly
Cellular component (GO): NuA4 histone acetyltransferase complex; Swr1 complex; Ino80 complex
Molecular function (GO): ATP hydrolysis activity; DNA helicase activity; ATP binding
Source: RefSeq, a predicted model, not a curated record
GACGUGUGGUUGCUAAAAGAAGUGUUAGGAGUUUUGCAAUCUGCCUCAACAGGGGUGGGGGCUGAGUAAAAGGAGGAGGAGCCAGGAGACACUGGGAAAGGACGCCAGAGUUCCGGACACCCAUCUUUCUGACCGCUGCGCCGCAUGGGUGGGGUCUAAAAGCGCCGCCACGCCCCAACGGGGAGGUAUAUGUAAAUAUGUUUAUGAGGAACCAUCGAGACAUUUGGAUGACCUGCUAGGCUAGAGGGUCCAAGCGCUUCGCUUGCUAUCGCGUUUCCGUUUCCGCUAAGGCAUUGCCGGUUGGUGAGCAUCAUGGCAACCGUGGCCGCCACAACCAAAGUCCCAGAGAUCCGUGAUGUCACCAGGAUUGAGCGCAUCGGUGCCCACUCCCACAUCCGGGGACUCGGGCUGGAUGAUGCCUUGGAACCUCGCCAGGCUUCGCAGGGAAUGGUGGGUCAGCUGGCGGCCCGCCGAGCAGCUGGCGUGAUACUAGAGAUGAUCCGAGAGGGGAAGAUUGCUGGACGGGCAGUCCUCAUUGCAGGCCAGCCGGGCACCGGGAAGACCGCCAUCGCCAUGGGCAUGGCGCAGGCCCUGGGCCCUGACACACCAUUCACGGCCAUCGCUGGCAGCGAGAUCUUUUCCCUGGAGAUGAGCAAGACUGAGGCGCUGACACAGGCCUUCCGCCGCUCCAUCGGUGUCCGCAUCAAAGAGGAGACAGAGAUCAUUGAAGGGGAGGUGGUGGAGAUCCAGAUCGACCGGCCAGCGACAGGGACGGGCUCCAAGGUGGGCAAGCUGACCCUCAAGACUACAGAAAUGGAGACCAUUUAUGACCUGGGCACCAAGAUGAUCGAGUCACUGACCAAGGACAAGGUCCAGGCUGGGGAUGUGAUUACCAUUGACAAGGCCACAGGCAAGAUCUCCAAGCUGGGCCGCUCCUUCACACGCGCCCGAGACUAUGACGCCAUGGGCUCCCAGACCAAGUUUGUGCAGUGCCCGGAUGGGGAGCUGCAGAAGCGCAAGGAGGUGGUACACACUGUGUCCCUGCACGAGAUUGACGUCAUCAAUUCCCGCACCCAGGGCUUCCUGGCGCUUUUCUCAGGUGACACAGGGGAGAUCAAGUCAGAGGUCCGGGAGCAGAUCAACGCCAAGGUGGCAGAGUGGCGCGAGGAGGGCAAGGCGGAGAUCAUUCCGGGGGUGCUUUUCAUCGAUGAAGUCCACAUGCUAGACAUCGAAAGCUUCUCCUUCCUCAACCGAGCCCUAGAGAGUGACAUGGCACCUGUGCUCAUCAUGGCCACCAACCGGGGCAUCACGAGGAUCCGGGGCACCAGCUACCAGAGCCCACACGGCAUCCCUAUCGACCUACUGGACCGGCUGCUCAUCGUCUCCACCUCGCCCUACAGUGAGAAGGAUACCAAGCAGAUUCUGCGCAUCCGUUGUGAGGAGGAGGACGUGGAGAUGAGCGAGGAUGCUUACACCGUGCUCACCCGCAUCGGGCUGGAGACGUCCCUGCGCUACGCCAUCCAGCUCAUCACAGCAGCCAGCCUUGUGUGCCGGAAACGCAAGGGCACAGAGGUACAGGUAGAUGACAUCAAGCGGGUCUAUUCGCUCUUCCUGGACGAGUCCCGGUCCACACAGUACAUGAAGGAGUACCAGGAUGCAUUCCUCUUCAAUGAGCUCAGUGAAACCAUGGACACCUCUUGAGCCUGAAGUCACCACUACCCCACCCUGUUUUCUACCCAAGUUCAAACACUGUGAAUUUGUAGAAAAUGCUUUUCAGCUGGAAA